This is a messenger RNA of Zychaea mexicana, 506 nucleotides long. RefSeq lists its product as uncharacterized. The transcript is spliced from 4 exons. The record is from RefSeq and is a predicted model, not a curated record. Gene Ontology annotation, molecular function: DNA binding. The coding region runs from base 192 to 506 and encodes 104 amino acids. Lineage: Eukaryota; Fungi; Mucoromycota; Mucoromycetes; Mucorales; Lichtheimiaceae.
CCCUUCUGUCACAAUUGGGCGUCGGGUUUUCAAUUCCGAAUUCGUUUUUGUCGUCGUGGGUGAGUACCUCACAAGUUUUCUUGUGCUCCCCCCAAAGCAUACUGGGCCCCAAUCGUGGACUCUCUCUUUUUCUAUCUCUUUUCUCUACAUAUAUACUACAUGUAUUUUAUUCUUCACUGCUUCUUAUAAUCAUGUCCAAAGCGAUUGACACUAUUGAAAGAACACUUGAAUAUGCUCAGUUCAUUGACAAUUUGCAGAAAUUUCAUUCUCGCAAAGGAACUACGCUUCAAUCCGAACCCAUUUUGGGAGGUCAAAAGCUUGACCUAUAUAAAAUCUACAAUGCAGUCAUGGAUGCCGGCGGGUUCGAUCAGCUGGGAUGGGAAGAGGAAACUGUAUGGGGCAAGGUAUGGGUCCCGCCUGACGAACUUCGAGGUCCAAAUGCCCAUCGUGCGUCCACAUUGGCAGGCAAAACUUUCAAGAAAAAAUGUACGGGUAACAGCAAGUAG